Molecule: messenger RNA, 3883 nt
Organism: Ostrinia furnacalis (Asian corn borer)
Lineage: Eukaryota; Metazoa; Arthropoda; Insecta; Lepidoptera; Crambidae
Product: CD151 antigen
Exons: 6
Coding region: 160-960 (266 amino acids)
Cellular component (GO): plasma membrane
Source: RefSeq, a predicted model, not a curated record
UAUGCUGUUUUUCAAUUUAUAUUGUAAGCGAAUAGGGACAUUCGACAAUGAAACCUUAAAAACGUAAUGACACAAAUCCCAUAUUAAAUUCCUUAGACAAACAUGAACAAGAAGAGGUGAAAACAGGAAUAAUUGGACCAAGACUCCAUCGCGCCAAAUAUGGCAGAGGAGAAGAAAAAAGAUGGCAACGCACUUUUAGGGAAAAAGAAGAAAAUAAAGCCAAGAAAAUCAAGAGACGCUGAUUGCUGCAGCGUGAACUUCUUGAAAUGCGUACUUCAUAUCUUCAACGUAGUAUUUUUGUUCGCAGGUAUAGGCGUGCUAGCGGUAGGGGCAUGGACCGUGGCGUCUCGACACAGAUUCGUGGCGCUCCUCCCGACGCCGACUUAUCCAGCCAUCGCGUACCUUCUCAUCAUUGGUGGAGGCUUAGGCAUACCUCUAUGCGCUCUAGGCUGCUGCGGCCUCAAGACUGAAAACAGAACCAGUUUGUUAUGUUACACAUACUUCCUGCUGAUAACCUUCGUACUGGAAGCUGGUGCGGGUGGACUGGCCUACUACUACGAGGUGGCCGUGGAAGACGAGCUCAGGGCCGAGCUCAAUAACACUUUCCUAUCCAACUACGCGCUGGAUGCUAUCAUCACUGAUGCCGUAGACCUGAUGCAGACUGAGUUCAAAUGCUGCGGCGCGGUGCGAUACAACGACUGGCGGCGGAGCGCGUGGCACGAGCACGACCCGAGGCUACUCGUGCCCGACUCGUGCUGCAAGACUGUGGCCACGCGCUGCGGUACUAGGGACCACCCUUCUAAUAUCUACUAUAUGGGCUGCAUACGCCACUUCACGAACCACAUACGAGACCACCUGAUAAUCCUGGCCGCAGUAGGCGUGGGUAUGUCAGUCAUACCUAUAUUCGGGUUCCUAUUCUCCUGCGUGCUCUACGUGAAAAUCAAGCACGUGAUCGACUGACCUCGGCCCAAGCCGUCGGCCGGGAACCGCAAAGUGUUCGACAAGUCCGCGUCGGCCGGCGACUUGACCAAAUACCAGGCGCCCGUUCAUAGGAAUAAGCCCCGCCCACCUAGCAAGCGGGCCAAGCGACCGCCCUGCCCUCUACAUCAUAAAGAAAAGGAGCACAUCGCGCCUAUUUCAACUAUUAGUGAUAACGUCAGCAUAUAAUAGCUAGUUUGGAAAUUCAGAGUUGGAUUUUCCGCGCGAUUACUUUUAGCUAUGAAAGAAUUGGAUGCGCGAGAAUUAUUGUGAGUUCUUGCUCUUGAGUUAGAUAGAAUUUGACGUUAUUUUGAACUAUAAUUAAUUAUGUAUGAGUCCUACCGGGUAGUUGUUUAUGGUUCGAAUAACAAAUCUCAAACUUGAAUUAAAAACUCAACUGUAAAUAAAUAAUUAAGUGAGAAGUAAUUGCAAUAGUAAUGCAAAUGGCGCCAAAUACCACCAGCUCACCGCGGGGCUACACAAGUGGACUCUUAAAUUACAUUAAAAAUAAUAAAUACCUAUAUUUAUGUGUCUGCACCUUCGUUGUUAUGGCGUUCGUUAUAUUAAUGUUUAAAUCACAAGUUAUAAAUCACAUUACUUUUCACUUUAUCCACAGUCUUCCUAUUCUCACAGACACAGCAUAUUUAUUUAUAAAGAAAUCUCAAUAUCUCUAACUAAAUAGAUCAUAAUAUAAUUUCAUGUGUUCAUGGUUACACUAUGUAUAGAAAAUAAAAUGUUCAUGUCUAGUUCGUAGCUAAGUAGUACAUGACCGAAUUUAUAUCAAAAUGUAUCUAAGUCAUACGUUUGAAAAUAAUAACUACGUUAGAAGAGUUGUUAGAAAUAUUUUAAGAUGGUGCUAUAUUUUGUUAACUGUACCGUAGGCCAUUGUGUACUUAACACCGUAGAGACAUCUAUUAAGGGUAGUUUAAGAAUUAACAAAAUGUGUCCGAACAUCCAUUUCAAUAGAAAAUAUGUAUGUUUACUUCCAGUGUAUGUAAUUUCACAGCUUAAAUAUCAUUAAUAUUAACCGCUUGAGUCCCAGACGGAAUUAAUUAAUGUCAUAACAAUUGAUUAUCUAUUGUGUCUAGAUUCGCGGAUCUUGAAGGAUUAACUUAUAAAUCCUGGCUGACAUUUGACUAUAAUUCAUCAUGAAAUGUAUUAAAAAAAUUACAAGCCAGUAACUACAAAUAAUAUAAAAAAAUUUUUUUAAAAUUCGAAUAUCCAUCGGUAACGGUAUCAAGUAUCAACAUUCAUGGACACACUUUUUAGGUCAUAAAGUUGCCGAAGGCAAAAACAGGUGGCGUAUCAGUUCUAAAUUAUGUAAAUGUAACCAAAUGUUGUUAUCUUGAACUUAUGGCAUAAAAUACAAUGUUCAUUAUUCAUUGCACAAAAAGUUUACUCUGAUAAUUUACUCAUCCAGUAGCUAUAGAAUUAUAUCAAAUAUUACUUAUGAGUGUCAAGGUGCCCAUGCUGUCACUUGUUUAAAGGAAGAGGUGAAUACUAAAAUAAACAUUUACAUAAACUUGUAAUUUGGCGAGAGGCGGAUCAGGUCUUUAUAUUUGAGGUAUUUUAUCGAUAAAAUUGUCCUUUGAUUUAUAGUUUAGCUCUUAUAGUUUGAAUACUACUCUCCCGGACAUUGUAUACCACCAGCGGGGAAUGCCCGAAAAUGUCUAGUCUCGUACGUCACUCUCACUAUGUAAGCAGCGCACUAAAUAUUUCUUAAUGACCUUUAAUUUCCGGUGAUAUUUAAUUUAAUUAAGAACAUUGCAUUUUAUGCCAUUAAGCCUCAAGUCGUAGAAAUAAUUAAUGUGUGUUUAACAAAACUAUACCUAAGCUAUAUUGUGCCUUAUAAUUAUUAAGAUCGUAGGUUAAUGAAACGCUGCAAGUCUUAGCUUAUAAAUUCUAUCGUUUAAUUUUGUAGGGUUCCGUAUUUUAAAUUACUUCUACGUAAAAAAAAAUAACGCCUGUUUCUUAUUUAAUUAUGCUCCUACGUCCAUAAAAUCAAAUUAUGGGUAUAAAAUUAAAUAUUCAUAUUCAUUAAUGGAAUGAUGUGGGUUUUUAUGCUUUUACAGAAAAUUGGUUUUAUAUUACCAGAUUGUUGUUUAUUUAAAUAAAAAGCGAACUUUGAGAGACCAAACUUACCUUUUUAGGGUUCCGUAGUCCUGACAAGGAACCCUUAUUUCAUUUCACUUUCUUAAUUUCAAAAUAUCAUGUUUAAAAUGUUUUGAUUAAUAAGUCUUAACAUUCAAGGAAAAAUAACUAUUAUUGUGUUUUUAUUCCAUUUCUAUAAAAUAACAAUAAAAACCGGCCUUGAAUCGACCUUAGAAGUGGAUUCGUUCCGCUCAUUCCAUGAUUCUUUAUGUUUUAUUUGGGUGGGAACUACAAGUUCGUUGUGUCGUUGACUUUUAUUGUACCUACUCGUAUGUGUUGCUACUUGCUGUAAAAUUUAGUGUUGUUUUUUGUUACACGACAUAGCACUUAAAAUGGGGUUUUAACCUUUCUUCAGUGACAAACUAUUUUCUGCACUUCAAAAUGUUGACUGACCCUUUUCACACUUACCUAAAAUAAUUGUAAGAAAAUAAUCUGACGCAGUUGAGUAAAAAAAAAGCAUACAAAGGGAGAGGACAGAUUUAUACAAAAGAUGUACAUAGUGUUAUUUCCCGUUUUAAAAUCAUGAUUAAAAAAAUUAUGAAACGAACAACUACUAUGAAGUCAUUUAAUACGGAACCCAUUUAUAUUUACUUUUAAUUAGAUAAAUGAAUUAUUUUGCACUUGUCAUCUUAAUUAACAUCACUUAAGUGUUAUAAUAAUCUAAACCAAAUAUUCAGUUUAAUUCAUUUAUAUAGGCUACAUGCAUAGUUUACUUUUAACUGAGUUAUGAAGAAAAUAAUUUCAUUUUACCUAA